Ceratotherium simum simum (southern white rhinoceros) is the source of this 2927-nucleotide messenger RNA. It is a transcript of the gene EXOC2, whose product is annotated as exocyst complex component 2. Lineage: Eukaryota; Metazoa; Chordata; Mammalia; Perissodactyla; Rhinocerotidae. Gene Ontology annotation, cellular component: exocyst. The record is from RefSeq and is a predicted model, not a curated record. Gene Ontology annotation, biological process: exocytosis; Golgi to plasma membrane transport.
UACUUCUAUAACUGCAUCUCUAAUUUGCUCAACAAAGCACAAUGUCUCGAUCACGACAACCCCCUCUUGUGACAGGCAUCUCUCCAAAUGAAGGAAUACCAUGGACAAAGGUGACAAUUAGAGGAGAAAACCUGGGGACUGGCCCAGCCGACCUCAUAGGUUUGACAAUUUGUGGACAUAAUUGCCUCCUGACGGCAGAAUGGAUGUCGGGGAGUAAAAUAGUAUGUCGAGUGGGACAAGCCAAAAAUGACAAAGGAGACAUUAUUGUCACAACCAAGUCGGGUGGCAAAGGAACCUCAACAGUCUCUUUCAAGUUACUCAAACCUGAAAAAAUAGGUAUUUUGGAUCAGUCUGCUGUGUGGGUUGAUGAAAUGAAUUAUUAUGACAUGCGUACUGACAGGAAUAAAGGAAUUCCUCCCUUGUCCCUACGUCCUGCUAAUCCGCUUGGCAUUGAGAUUGAAAAAAGUAAAUUUCCCCAGAAGGACUUAGAAAUGCUAUUCCCUGGAAUGAGUGCUGAUUUUACAAGUGAGAAUUUUUCAGCUGCCUGGUAUCUUAUAGAGAAUCACUCAACCACCAGUUUUGAACAGCUCAAAAUGGCAGUCACCAACCUGAAGAGACAGGCUAGUAAGAAGAGCGAAGGCAGUCUGGCGUAUGUGAAAGGGGGUCUUAGUACUUUCUUUGAAGCACAGGAUGCCCUCUCAGCCAUCCAUCAAAAACUAGAAGCGGAUGGAACGGAAAAAGUAGAAGGAUCCAUGACGCAAAAACUGGAGAAUGUUCUGAACAGAGCAAGUAAUACUGCGGACAUGUUAUUUCAAGAAGUAUUAGGUCGAAAGGACAAGGCAGAUUCCACUAGAAAUGCACUCAAUGUGCUUCAGCGAUUCAAGUUUCUUUUCAACCUUCCUCUAAAUAUUGAAAGGAAUAUUCAAAAGGGUGAUUAUGAUGUGGUUAUUAAUGAUUAUGAAAAGGCCAAGUCACUCUUUGGGAAAACGGAGGUGCAAGUUUUCAAGAAAUAUUAUGCUGAAGUAGAAACACGGAUUGAAGCUUUAAGAGAAUUACUUCUGGAUAAAUUGCUUGAGACGCCAUCGACCUUACAUGACCAAAAACGUUAUAUAAGGUACCUGUCCGACCUCCAUGCAUCGGGUGACCCUGCUUGGCAGUGCAUCGGGGCGCAGCACAGGUGGAUCCUCCAGCUCAUGCACAGCUGCAAAGAGGGCUACGUCCAAGACCUGAAAGGUACUCCAGGCCUUCACAGUCCCAUGAUGGAUCUGGAUAACGAUGUGCGUCCCUCAGUGUUGAGUCAUCUCAGUCAGACAGCAUCACUGAAGCGGGGCAGCAGCUUUCAGUCUGGUCGAGAUGAUACAUGGAGGUACAAAACUCCCCACCGGGUGGCAUUUGUUGAAAAAUUGACCAAGCUUGUUUUAAGUCAGCUGCCUAACUUCUGGAAACUCUGGAUUUCAUAUGUUAAUGGAAGCCUUUUCAGUGAGACUGCUGAGAAGUCAGGCCAGAUUGAAAGAUCAAAGAAUGUAAGGCAAAGACAAAAUGAUUUUAAGAAAAUGAUUCAGGAAGUGAUGCACUGUCUUGUGAAGCUGAUCCGUGGAGCCCUGCUUCCACUCAGCAUCCCGGAGGGCGGAGUGAGGCAGUAUGGAGGCUGGGAGGUAAAGUCUGAGCUCUCCGGACAGUGGCUGACUCAUGUCAUCCAGACCAUGAGGCUUACUUAUGAAUCGUUAACUGCCCUCGAAAUUCCUAAUGACAUGUUACAGACUAUCCAGGAUCUCAUUUUGGAUCUCCGAGUACGUUGUGUGAUGGUUACAUUGCAACACACAGCAGAAGAAGUAAAGAGGUUAGCUGAAAAGGAAGAUUGGAUUGUCGAUAAUGAAGGACUGACUUCUCUACCAUGUCAGUUUGAACAGUGCAUUAUACAUUCUCUCCAGUCACUUAAAGGUGUUCUAGAGUGCAAGCCUGGAGAAGCCAGUGUCUUUCAACAACCUAAAACACAGGAGGAGGUUUGCCAACUAAGCAUCAGUAUCAUGCAGAUUUUUAUAUACUGUCUGGAACAAUUGAGCACCAAGCCUGAUGCCGAUGUAGAUACUGCACAUCUUUCUGUUGACGUUUCUUCUCCUGAUUUGUUUGGAAGUAUCCAUGAAGACAUCAGUUUGACUUCGGAACAGCGACUUUUGAUAGUCCUGAGUAAUUGCUGCUACCUAGAACGUCACACCUUCCUAAAUAUAGCAGAACAUUUUGAAAAGCACAACUUCCAGGGAAUAGAAAAAAUAACGCAGGUUAGCAUGGCCUCACUGAAAGAAUUAGACCAAAGACUCUUUGAAAAUUACAUUGAACUGAAAGCAGAUCCCAUCGUUGGCUCCUUAGAACCUGGAAUUUAUGCAGGCUAUUUUGAUUGGAAAGACUGCCUGCCUCCAACAGGUGUCAGGAACUACUUAAAAGAAGCAUUGGUGAAUAUAAUUGCCGUGCAUGCAGAGGUGUUCACUAUUUCCAAAGAAUUGGUGCCUCGGAUUCUGUCCAAGGUGGUUGAAGCGGUUUCUGAAGAGCUAAGUCGACUGAUGCAGUGUGUUUCAUCCUUCAGCAAAAAUGGAGCAUUGCAGGCAAGGCUUGAAAUCUGUGCCUUGAGGGAUACUGUGGCUGUUCACCUGACGUCUGAAAGCAGGUCUAGUUUUAAACAGGCUUUGGAAGCCCUGCCUCAGCUCUCAAGUGGAGCAGAUAAAAAGUUCCUGGAAGAGCUGCUGAACAAGUUCAAGAGCAGCAUGCACUUGCAGCUCACCUGUUUCCAAGCUGCUGCUUCAACCAUGAUGAAAACAUAAAUACCUCCAAAAUAAGGGCAGUCCAAAGAUAACAAGUAAUAAAAUCAUUCACUUUCUUAAGUGUCCUAAAGGUAUUUGGUAUAUAAAGCAUUAGGUUUGCGAUUUCUUUCU